AUCAUCAUAUACUACGAAUGUGAAUAUAAUAUAACAAUACAGAUUUAUACCAAAGCUACCAGACAAUUCAUGGUAAUCGACCGAGAAUGUUGACGUUAUCCGGUUUCAUUAUCGUCCUUUUCGCCCGUCUUGUUUCAGGAGGGCCAUGUGAUAAUAUCGUCAAUGUAACUUCAUCCUGGCCAGGAGGUUAUACCACUGCUCUUCUGAUCCCAAUUAAGACACCAAUCACCAAUUGGACGAUGAUUAUAUCAUUUUCAUCCGUUCUUACAAGUUUACAGGUUUGGUCUGCUGCAUCAACGUCAACUAAUAAUAUUCAAUUUAAACUGACCAAUCUCAGCUAUAAUGGAGUUUACAGCGCUGGGGCUAUACUGAGUGGUGUCGGGUUUAAUGCCUACUUUAAUUCGAAUGCCAAUCCCGUACCUACUGUUUCAAGUAUUCUUUUUAAUGGUGUCAACAUUUGUUCAACUGUUGUUUCCUCGUCAACUACGUCUAAACCAGUGACGACAACUACUGCUAGACUACUUAGCACAGCCACUACAGCAAAGCCAAUGGCAACUACGACUGCUAAACCCGGGACAACAGCAACAACAAAGCCAAUGACAACAACUACGACUAAACCAGUGACAACAACCACAGCUAAACCCGGGACAACAACAACCGCAAAAUUAGUGACAACAAUUAAACCAGUGAGUACGACGACAGCUAAACCAUUGAUAACAACUACGCCUAAGACAGGAUCCACUACAACAACUAAACCAUUAACAACAACAACUAUAAGACCGAUCAACACAACAACUGUUAAACCAGCGACUACAACUACUCAGGCAACCACAACUUCAAGCACUGGCUUGCCGACUAAAUACAAUUACCGCGAAGUAAUCACCAAAUCUUUGCUCUUCUACUACGCCCAGCGCUCUGGGCGCUUGCCAGUAAACGAUAACCCCAUUCCAUAUCGUUCAGAUUCGGCACUCAAAGAUGUCGGACAAAACGCAGAAGAUCUCACUGGAGGAUAUUACGAUGCUGGAGAUCACUUGAAACUCGGCUUUCCUUUAGCCAGCGCUAUGACGAUAGCAGCCUGGUCAAUAAUUGAUUAUCCAAUCGGAUAUUCUUCUGCAGGGCAAUUGACAACAGCCCAGAAUAUGGUGAAAUGGGCUAGUGAUUAUUUAAUUAAAGCCCAUGUGCAACCCAACAAGUUUUAUGGGCAAGUGGGCGAUGGUACUCUCGACCACAAUUACUGGGGACGUCCUGAAGAUAUGACUAUGAGUCGACCGGCUUAUUUCAUUUCUACAGCAAACCCAGGGUCUGACUUGGCCGGUGAAACAGCUGCCGCACUGGCCGCAACUUCAAUGGUGUUUGCGUCAGUCAACAGCACUUACUCAGCUCUCUGCUUGACACAUGCAAAGCAACUGUACGAUUUUGCCAAACAAUAUAAAGCGAAAUAUAGCCAGUCUAUGCCACAAGCGGCAGCUUUUUACCCAUCAAGUGAUUUCGGAGAUGAAUUAGCUUGGAGCGCAGCAUGGCUCUAUCGCGCUACCAACAAUGUAACUUACCUUAACGAUGCUAAGGCUUUUUACACCCAGUAUGGACUCUCUAACAAUCCAUCGGAGUUCUCGUGGGAUUCGAAAACGGCCGGAGUGCAGGUUUUGAUGGCCAAGUUGACUAACGACCCUCUGUACAAAACCGCAACCAAAACAUUCUGUGAUUCCAAAGUUAACCAACCAAAGACACCCAAAGGACUUUUGUUCAUCAGCACAUGGGGAUCAUUGCGUCAUGCAGCGAAUAUUGCCUUCGUCUGUCUGCAGGCGGCUGACCUCAACAUCAAUCCAUUGGCGUAUCGCAAACUGGCGCAACAACAAAUUCAUUAUGCGCUUGGAGAUACAGGCCGUAGUUUUGUCGUGGGUUUUGGAGUUAAUCCGCCGUUGAAACCUCAUCAUGCGUCCAGUUCAUGUCCGAAUAGACCAGCUGUUUGUGAUUGGAGCACUUAUUCCUCAACUGCACCCAAUCCCCAGGUGCUUUAUGGAGGUCUAGUUGGUGGUCCAGAUAGCAACGACAAUUACACGGAUGAUCGGAGCAAUUACGUUACCAACGAAGUAGCUUGCGAUUAUAACGCCGGCUUCCAAGGAUCUGUAGCUGCUUUGCAAUCAUUGGCUGUCCAAGGUGUUUUCAACUAGAAUACAAAUUUACAAGAUAAGACAGGAAUUUGUUACACAACUAUAUUAUAUACCUACAUUUUAGAAAGUAUAUUUUACUCUUAAUUCUGCAUGGUUAUCUGCUACAGUACUGCUGAUCUUGUUGGUUUUCUUGGAAAUGGGAUUUAUUACUAAAGGUUAAAAAACGCCUGCAUUUGUGUGUUCUUGAAAAGUUAAAUAAAAUUUGGUGAUACAUUUCUCAAA
This is a messenger RNA of Daphnia pulex (common water flea), 2393 nucleotides long. RefSeq names its product endoglucanase 12-like. The record is from RefSeq and is a predicted model, not a curated record. The transcript is spliced from 13 exons. Lineage: Eukaryota; Metazoa; Arthropoda; Branchiopoda; Diplostraca; Daphniidae. Gene Ontology annotation, molecular function: polysaccharide binding; hydrolase activity, hydrolyzing O-glycosyl compounds. Bases 87 to 2171 code for a protein of 694 amino acids. Gene Ontology annotation, biological process: carbohydrate metabolic process.